AUGCAUUCUGUUGAAUCCUAUUCGCUUCCUUCAUCGUUGAGAUACAUCAAUGGCAAUGCUUCUGAAUUUGGUUGUUUUAGAGGUUUUUCAGGAAAUGAAUUGAGAUUUAACGAAGGAUUAUUAUCCAUUGGUCCAUGCGCUUGCAUUUAUAUAAGAUGUCAUUAUGUUUACUUACCAUCAUCUCUCAUAGAAUUGGAUUCGAGUGUACUUAGAUGCAAUGAUAAUUUGAUAGAGAUUUUUACUGGUCAAUUGAAUGCUUGCGUGGUAGUCAACAAAGCAUUACUUAGUUAUGAUCAAACUCUCUUGUAUGCUUUCCCUUCUCUUAUAAGUGGGACUUAUUAUGUUCCUAACACUGUACAAAUUAUUUGCACAGACGCUUUCUGCUAUUCAAUGUUGAAUGAAAUAAUCCUUCCUGAUUCAUGCACUGAAUUAGAAACACUGGCUUUUUUCCAUUUGAGAAACCUAGUUUUUAUGAAAAUCCCAAAGAGUGUCGUCAAAGUUCAUGAUGAUUCCAUCAAUGACUGUCCAAAUUUGAGAAAUUUAACAAUUGAAAUGGAGAGAAUCCCAAAACUUCAUUAUCAAUCUGUGGAAAUCAUGACUCUCGGAAAUGAAACAAAAGUCAUAGAAGAUUAUGCUCUAAUCAAUGCUGUUAAUUUGCAAUCAAUUAUCAUUCCACCUUCAGUUGUAAAGAUUGGGGCAGAAGCCUUUCGUGGCUUAAAGAAACUCAGAUGUGUAAGAAUAUAUGGCCAGCCUUCUAUUGGCUCGUCAGCUUUCAAAGACACUAGAAUUUCUUGUGGUAUUGACUGCUAUUCUUCUCUGAUCGAUCCUCUCAUGAUCUCGGGUGUGAAUAGUAAGUCAUUUAAUUAUUGCUGUAUGACUGCUGUCGUUCAAAAUGCAGUAUGCUUCAGAUCCCUAUUAGAUUUUCAAUGUUUAGUUUUUAAUAUAGUUUAA
Messenger RNA from Trichomonas vaginalis G3, 951 nucleotides. Its product is annotated as ribonuclease inhibitor domain-containing protein. Lineage: Eukaryota; Parabasalia; Trichomonadida; Trichomonadidae. The record is from RefSeq and is a predicted model, not a curated record. The coding region runs from base 1 to 951 and encodes 316 amino acids. The transcript has a single exon.